This is a messenger RNA of Sapajus apella (tufted capuchin), 1070 nucleotides long. It is a transcript of the gene TPRKB, whose product is annotated as TP53RK binding protein. Gene Ontology annotation, biological process: telomere maintenance via recombination; tRNA threonylcarbamoyladenosine modification. Lineage: Eukaryota; Metazoa; Chordata; Mammalia; Primates; Cebidae. The record is from RefSeq and is a predicted model, not a curated record. Gene Ontology annotation, cellular component: nucleus; EKC/KEOPS complex; cytosol.
CAUAAUCAUGUCCUCCCAAUCAUCUCCCAAAGUUUCAACUUGUUCCAGCAUUAAACUCAAAAGUCCAAAGUGUCAUAGGAGAUAAGGCCCUGAAAAAGAACUAAGAAAUCUGGGGUAGCAAAACGCAUGUAGAACCCAUCUUGGUCAGUACUUUUCCUGUACAGGAAGAAACCGAGAACGCCCGGUGCAUCGCCCAACACAGACUAAGACAUAGCGGAGACUCGAAACCUGACCUCAGUUUCCGGUCCCAGCAUAUAGAGUCUUCAGUUUUCUUCGUCGAAAGCGACAGACAGCUCCUGUUCUCUUUCACGUUCGUAGACCGGACUCAGGCUGGAGAUGCGAAGCAUGGGCGGGACGAGGAGCGGAAACACCCCUCCUACCGGGACUGAAAAAAUAUGGCAACCCCGAGCUGGCCUAUCCGGAAACCGGCUCGAGGAACACGGGGAGACGGGGAUUGGCCAUCGCUUCCGGAAGUUUAGAAUCCUGCUUAUCUGUGAAAUGCAGUUAACAUGUCAGCUGGACCUGUUUCCUGAAUGCAGGGUGACCCUUCUGUUAUUUAAAGAUGUAAAAAAUGCAGGAGACUUGAGAAGAAAAGUCAUGGAAGGGACCAUCGAUGGAUCACUGAUAAAUCCUACAGUGAUUGUUGAUCCAUUUCAGAUACUUUUGGCAGCAAACAAAGCAGUUCACCUCUACAAACUGGGAAAAAUGAAGACAAGAACUCUAUCUACUGUUAUUUACAACCUUUCCCCAAAUAACAAUGUUUCAGAGGCUUUGAAAAAAUUUGGUAUCUCAGCAAAAGACACUUCAAUUCUAAUUGUUUACAUUGAAGAGGGAGAAAUAAAUCAAGAAUACCUAAUAUCUCAAGUAGAAGGUCAUCAGGUUUCUCUGGAAAAUCUUCCUGAAAUAACAAAUAUUACAGAAGUCAAAAAGAUAUAUAAACUCUCUUCACAAGAAGAAAGUAUUGGGACAGUAUUGGAUGGUAUCAUUUGUAGAAUGUCAACAAAAGAUGUUUUGUGAAAUGUCAAAAAUAUUAACAGAAAUUCUCAGCAUUAAAGAAAACAUUGAUAUUC